UUCUUUUUCAGUUUUGUAGAUCUUUCGUCUUCUCUUUCUAAAGAUCGUCAAUCUCUCUCAAUCUCUCUUCUAUCUUCUCCUUAUGACAAUCUUUUGCUUCUAUCAAUCCUUUAUUUUUUUGGUUUUAACAGAUUGAUAAAGUUCAUGUGUUUCUCAUCAGUUUUACUUUCUAAUGGUGGUUGUGUGUUGGUUUCUUCUGUAGAGAAAGGAAGUCGACGAACUAAACAACGUCUUGCAACCGAGCCUGUCUUCUCUUCACCGAUGCCGGAUCUGAAGAAGCUAUGGUGCGGAGAUGGUAGAAAAGCUAGCGGUGGUGGUGAAGGUAGAACCGAGCACGAAGAAGAAGAAGAGAGGCAGAGAAGGAGAGAAGACAGAGACGCGAGGGCUUGGUCGAAAACAGCGAAUGGAGGAGGAGGACGACGGUGAAUGGAAGAGGAGGACGGCGACGAUGAAUGGAGUAUAAGGUCAUGGCUGGAUGCAACGACGAAGGCCAUGGAAGAACACGACGACGAAGGUCAUGAAGAACACGACGAAGACGAAGGUGGUGGUACGGCGGGUGAGGAUUGGAAGUGAUGAAGAAGACAACGAAGGUGGUGGUGGUGCGGCGGCGUUCAUGUGUAAUUAGGUUAAAGCUUAGUUUAGUUUUUGGUUUAUUAUUUAAUUAGAUUUUUUUUUUUGUAAACCAAUUUAAAUAAUAAAGAAAUUUUAAUCAUAUGAAUUAAUUUUAAAUUUUAAUUAUGUUUUUAAAAUAAUUAACUAAAAAUAAUUAUAAAAUAAAUAAUUUUAAUAUAAACAAUAACAAAAAAAUAUGCUAUUAAAGAAUGUUUAAUUGCAUAAAAAAACACUAUAAUAUAUGACAAUAAGAUAGCAACGCGAAAAACCGCUAUCUAAUGUGCAUAACCUACUAUGACGGGCGAUGAUACGACGCUUCAUAAACCGCUAUUGUAUCGUUAGAUAGCGUUUUUCGUCCGCUAAGAAAAGCUUUUUUUUCUUGUAGUGUUGGUGUAUAAUUUUAAUUAUUAUAUUGUUACAUCUAUUAUAAUUUAGUUUUGUUUGCUUGGAUUUUGGCAUAACAUAUUUAAUGUAAUGUACAAUUCUGUGAAUUUUGAAUUAUAUGGUUGAUAAUCAGAUUCUUUUAAAACAUAAAGAACUAAUAUCAAUGCUCAAAUUUUAAACGGAAGGUUUUUUUAUUUAACUAUUUAGAUGAAAAUAAUAAUAAAUAGUGAAAACAAAAAGGACUAAAAUAGUUGUGAAUAUAUAUAUUUUGGCCUAAAGUUAUGAAUAUUUUUCUAAAAUAGCAAAUAAGAACAAACCUGAUGACAAAAAAAACCUAUGAAUAUUUGUAACAUUACUAAAUAGAUAAAAUUUAUGAAUAUCAAUAUCAACGUAAUAAAAAAUAAAACUUAAUUCUAAAUAACAUAAUAAAUUAAUAGAAUUAAAAUUUAAAUGUCAAAAUAUAUAUUUUGUGUCACCUACAUUUAUAUACCAAAUAAUAUUUAUAUUAUAGAGUUUACAUAUAACUAUAUUAAUAUACAUUUAAUAUAAUGAAUCGAAUUUUAAAAUUUUCAAUUUAUUUGGUUUAAUCACUGUAUAACCAAACCAUAUAUACACGUCUACUACAAUUUCUAAAACUAUAAUCAUGUUCGGUAUUAUCAUAAUCAAACCAUAUUUUCUAUUUCGGUUUAGUUUGGUUUGGUUUUGCAUAUUCUCCAUGUCAAAAAACCGUAAUUCGUCGGUGACAAUGCACGCUUGCACUUCCCAUAAGCACCCAAGCCCUAAGCUAGGUCAACCUAUCCUCACUACCACUACUAGGAACCCUUCUCUAUAAGUAGAAACCCUCCUGAGAUCUCUUCUUUCCUCAUAUACACACCACAUUAACUACUUCACAAUUGCUUCUCUCUCUCCCUUUCUAUUAUCUUUCUAUAUAUAGAAACUAGGUGCAAUAAAUUUGUCAUUUUAAUGGCUAAGUUAAGCUUCUCCUUUUCCUUCGUCUUGUUUCUUCUGCUAGCUUCAGUUGUCACCGGAAGCCGCCCUCUAGAGAAGACUCCCGUCGGGGUGAAGGUAAGAGAGUUAAGCACAUCUAGUGAGGCGACCACCUCAACUGUAGCAGAUGAUCAAGCUACAGGGGGCAGUGGCAGCCAGGAAAAAACUCCGGAGAGGUUAAGCCCAGGAGGAUCCGACCCGCAGCAUCAUUAGGGUUACCUUGAUAAUUGAGAGUUGCUCUCAAUUUCUUCCACAUAUGAAUUUCUUAUUAUCAAUAAAUUGGUUGCAAUAAAUCUGUUUUUCUUUUGUGAUAAGAUUAUGAAUACGCGUUUGUAAGAUCAUUACAAAGGUAUAACAGUUUUCUUGAUACAUCA
Brassica napus (rape) is the source of this 2357-nucleotide messenger RNA. Its product is annotated as CLAVATA3/ESR (CLE)-related protein 2. The transcript has a single exon. NCBI's taxonomy places the organism in Eukaryota, Viridiplantae, Streptophyta, Magnoliopsida, Brassicales, Brassicaceae. Bases 1960 to 2196 code for a protein of 78 amino acids. The record is from RefSeq and is a predicted model, not a curated record.